Molecule: messenger RNA, 252 nt
Organism: Ostertagia ostertagi
Lineage: Eukaryota; Metazoa; Nematoda; Chromadorea; Rhabditida; Trichostrongylidae
Source: the annotation of a GenBank genome assembly
AUGGAGUACUAUUCAUCACGUCAUGAAGUUAAUGUAUUGCAGGACUGUGCCGGAGUUAUCCUGUAUUUGGCAGAAAAGUGCACGCAAGUGUGUUUGGACGCCGUCCAAAUUCUAGGUGGUAAUGGUUAUAUCAAUGACUAUCCUACGGGACGGCUGCUACGAGAUGCUAAAUUGUAUGAAAUAGGAGCCGGUACAAGUGAAGUCCGGCGGUUGAUAAUUGGUCGUGCAUUGAAUAAGGAAUACAUCCACUAA